Messenger RNA from Drosophila serrata, 4317 nucleotides. It is a transcript of the gene boi, whose product is annotated as brother of ihog. Gene Ontology annotation, molecular function: protein binding. NCBI's taxonomy places the organism in Eukaryota, Metazoa, Arthropoda, Insecta, Diptera, Drosophilidae. The record is from RefSeq and is a predicted model, not a curated record. Gene Ontology annotation, cellular component: plasma membrane; axon. Gene Ontology annotation, biological process: axon guidance; cell-cell adhesion.
CACCGCCGAGCGACACAGUCGAAGAAAAGAAAAACAACGAAAAAACAAUAAGAAAUAAGAAAGAAUAUUAAACCACCGACUCUUGGCGCCUCGUCGUGUUAAUUUAAUAUAUUUAGUUACUAUUUUUUUUGGUUCGCGACUGUUUUAAAACCCACGCUGCAAAGAGAGUGAGCGGAAGAGAGGACAUCCCUUGCCUUGCCCUUCGGAAAUCGCAAAUCGCUGGAAAUCGCAGCAGUUGCAGAAUGCAUCUCUGAGUGCAGCGAGGAUCGUCCCUGAGACAGCAGAAGAAGAAUUCCAGCUAGUGACAAAGAGAACAAAAGACUCUGCUCCCUAAACAUGGCACGACUUGGUCCAGUUUCCACACUGAUCCUCUGGUGUAUUCUGUGCAACAGGAGCAUCACCAGCAGCAGCAGCAGCAGCAACAGCAUCUCCAACACCGAUAGUGGCUCUGCACCCGCCGACCUGGGUGUCUUCUUUGAACGAGCACCGGAAUCGGCGGUGGCACCCAAGGGCGAUGAGGUGGUCUUUGAGUGCGAACUAAACCUCAAGCCGGAUCGUCUGGAAUGGCGUUUCCGGCGCAGUGGCUCCACCGAGCCGUACCGCAUCCUCAGCCCCACCGCUGGCUACAAUGUGACCAGUGGCAGUGAUGAUCGUGCCUGGCGACUACGCAUCUAUGUGAGUGCCCAGACCGCUGGUGACUACCAGUGUGUGGCUACAUAUGGUCCUGGUAUCCUGGUAUCAACAUCCGCUCGACUGGCACUCGUUUCCAUUGCCCUGGAGUCGUCGGGUGGUCAUGGGUCCGGUCGGGGCUCCGUCCGUUGGAGUGUGGCGCCCAGGAACUGCAUCCUCAUCCGAUGUGGCAGCGUCAUUUCAAAUCCGCCCGCCAUCUGGAGCUUCUACAAGAACGGUGAGAAGCUGCCGCAGUCGGAACUGCUGCCGGGAGCAUCGGGUGCCCUCGUCCUGGACUCGGUGACGGCCAAGGAUGCGGGUAACUACAGCUGUGCGGCCACCAAUGCCAUAACGGGCGAGGAGCUGAGCCUGCCGCAGGCCAUCGAGCUGCGAGUGGACUACACGGACCGCACGGCUCCCUUCUUCCUGCAGAGACCGCCCUCGGAGCUCUCCGCUCGUCCCGGCGAGACCGUGGUCCUCGAGUGCCCUGGCGUGGGCUCCCCGCGACCCGAGGCCGUCUGGAGCAGUCCCAAUUUGACGCGGAUACACCACAAUCGGAGCAGGACCCUGCCCUACGGCUUCCAGAUCAGCGAUGUGCGACCCGAGGAUCAGGGCUCGUAUGUCUGCCUGCUGGACAAUGGCAUUGCACCGCCCCAGGGGCACAUGAUCAAGCUGAGUGUCCUGCAGCGACCCAUUAUCCAGAGCGGACCGGCUGCCACGCUCACGAACGAGACGAGCUCCCUGGAGCUGGAAUGCCGGGCCACGGGCAAUCCCCAGCCGGAGAUCUACUGGCUGCUCAACGGGCGAGAUGCCACCGCCGAUCCGGAGGCCAGAGUGUAUGAGCAGGGCAAGCUGCGCCUGGAGAGAGUCCAGAAACGGCAUGCGGGUGUGGUGCAGUGCUUUGCCAGGAAUAGCCUGGGAGAGACCAGCGAGGCCAACAUGUUGCGAGUGAAUCCCCUGGACAUUAGCGGCGAGGAAGAACCCAUCUUGGGACCCUUUCCCAUACGCCACGAGCCUUCACCGGCCUCGACGCCUUCGGCAGGAACCAAGAACAAAGGCGGCAGGCGUAGACGUCCAGCCAACAUGGUUCCGCCAUCCCGGCCGAACGUCACCCGGCUGUCGGACGAAGCGGUGAUGCUGCGCUGGAGCGUGCCGCAGAACCUCGGCCUCCCGAUCAUCUUUUUCAAGGUGCAGUACCGCAACCUCGGCGACGGCAAGUCACGCCGCGAAGGCUGGCAGACGACCAGCGAGAAUAUCCCCUACGGCAACAGCCACUGGCGGCAGCGGGGACGAGAGCGGAACCGGGAUCGCGAACGUGAGAGGGAGCGUGAGCGUGACCAGCACGAAUUGGGGAAUGGACCGAAGAAUUUCACCUCCUCGGUGACGGGACUGGUGCCCGGCAUGUACUACCGCUUCCGGCUGGUGGCGGUCUACUCGAACAACGACAACAAGGAGGGCAACGCCUCGCUCAAGUUCCUGCUGCUGGCGGCGGGUAAUGCCAAGUCAAAUCUCCCCGUUCCCGAGCUGCACGAGGUGGAGCCCGUCUCGGAGUCGGUCGUCCAGCUGCAUUGGUCCCUUGCAGCGGCCAGUGACCACAAUAUCGACGGAUACUAUGCAUACUACAGGCCAGCGGCGUCGGCGGCAGAGUACCUCAAGUCCACCGUGGAUGGCGGGGGCAGUAGGAGCUUCCGGAUCGAUCAGCUCCACCCGGGCACCACCUACGAGUUCAAGCUGCAGUCUUUCAAUGCGGACGCCGCCUCCGAGUUCAGUGCCAUCAGGCAGGCGCGUACCAAGCAGUUCCAUGAUCCAGCGAUAGCCCAGUCGCCCAGGGCUCCUGUGCCCGCCAAUAAAACGGCUACGGGUGGUGGCCACCAGCAGAACUCCAUCUAUCCGGUGAUCCUAGGGGCGUCUGGCGGUGCCCUCCUGCUGCUCAUAGCCGUCGUUUGGGCCUGCCUGUGCCUCCGGCGGAGGGACAACUCGCAGCCAGAAGAUGAGAACAAGCCGCAAUUGGAGCACAUCCAAGCGGACUUUGUGACCUCCGCCGUGCUGGGCGUGGGCGGCCAUCACAAGAGCGGCGAUGUGCGUCGCCUCAACGGAGUGAUUCCCCGCAUGAACAUCACACCCAAUCCGCUGGCGGCCCAGGAGGCGGCGUCCGAUAAGAACCGCAACGUGAUGGAGCUACGCUUCCUGCCCCGCUGGCGAACGGGAACUGCAAUGGGCUGCCCAAGCAGGAACAGGAUCACCAGCAGCAGCAGGAGCAAGGGGUCCGAGCAAGAGGAUGACGAUGGCCCCGGACCAGCGGCCGCCUCAUCCUCCUGCGAAACCCUCGAGGCCUGCGACGAGGGUCUCAAGCUGUCCCUCCAUCAGAGCCACAAGCUGCAGCCGGAACCGGUCGUCCAGCUGGAGGCGCCCAGCAAGCCACUGCCACCGCUGCCGCUACCCAAGAAACCAGCUCCCAGUGCUGGACAAAGCCACGUCCCGCAUCAGAAUGGCCUGCACCAUGCCCAGCCCUACCAUCCGCCGGGCACGCCCACGCUGCUGCACAAGCGUCUGGACUACCAUCACCAGCAGCACCACCACCAGCAGCCACCGCCAGUGCCGCCGCACUCUGCUUACUACCAGCAGGCGGCUCCGCCCGCCCAUGUCCAUGGCCACCAGCCCUCGCCUAUGCUGGAACGCAGUGUGAGGAGCCUCCAGCAGCAGCACUCCGGCUACCAUUUGGAGGAGGCGGUGGGUACGCCCACGCCCUCGCGGAUACCGUCUCUGCGAAGGCAGCGUCGCACCUCGGGCAGCCAGCACAAUAGCCACAGCAAUCUCAAUCUAAACCACCACAACAACAACAACAACAACCUGCCGCCACACCACCAGCACCUGCACCUGCACCACCAGCAGCUCCAGCAGCAGCAGCAUCCCGGCCACGUGGGCAUACCCAUCGUGCCGGGCAGUCCGCGUGUCCAGCGCUCGCCGAUGCCCAGUCGGGCAAUGAUCAAGCGGACGCGCCUGGGCAGCCACACGGACAACAUCUCUUCGGGCAGCCUCAACAGCAUCGAGGUGUGAGGAGCUGGAGCUCCACCUAGGAUUAAGAUGACGUGUAUUAUUAGGAAUAUUUGUAGGACAGGCGCCGGAAAGCCACUCCAGCUAAAAAGGUUUAGGAAUUUAUUUUGUAAACAACUGAAAGUAGUUUUUAAGUAAAAAGCACAGCCAAAAAUUGUCAAUUGAGUUGGAGUGAGCCAGGAAGAAAUUAAGGAUUGAUUCAUCCGGUAGCAGAGCUGAGUCCCGGCCUGAUAGUCAGUAGCCUUAUUGUUUGGCAUCCUUUUUCCUUUUUUUUAUCUCUGUAAUGUAGCGUAAGUAGUUUUUAGUUAUUUAUUGCAGCAAGUGACUCGAAUUAGCCAAGUUAAGUUCGUAGUUUAAGCAGACACUCACUCCUAGAAGGCCUAGAAAGCGUAGAAACCUAAACUAAGCUAGCUCCUAAGGCAAACCGACUAUCUAAACAUUAACUCGCUGCGUAUUUGUAACUAACAUCACGCCCCACACUGUAUUCACUUCGCUCGCGUGGAACACGGACUCUGAAGUUCCGGAAGCGCAUCCUAAACUAGGCUUAGGUCUUUAAAAGCGAAAUUUUCAAAUAAAAAUGAAAAGAAAACAUAA